Clupea harengus (Atlantic herring) is the source of this 2742-nucleotide messenger RNA. It is a transcript of the gene masp2, whose product is annotated as MBL associated serine protease 2. Gene Ontology annotation, molecular function: serine-type endopeptidase activity; calcium ion binding. NCBI's taxonomy places the organism in Eukaryota, Metazoa, Chordata, Actinopteri, Clupeiformes, Clupeidae. Gene Ontology annotation, cellular component: extracellular region. Gene Ontology annotation, biological process: proteolysis; complement activation. The record is from RefSeq and is a predicted model, not a curated record.
CACUGACCCAAAGUGCAAUAUUGAUCAAAUGUGGCCAGUCCUAAACUUCCCAGCAGAAAGCUGCAUUGCAUUUACCUGAUUCUCCGCUGAAACAAUCAUGUAUAGUGUUGUUCUGACUGUACUCAGCCUGCUUCCCCUGGGCCUGAGUGUGGAUCUAACGGGCCUGUAUGGUACCUUCACCUCCCCCAACUUUCCUGACGCCUACCCCAACAAGGAUCUCACUGUCUGGAACAUAACUGCUCCAGAGGGCCACAGGAUCAAGCUUUACUUUUCCACCUUCAGCCUGGAACCCUCCUACCUGUGUGAAUAUGACUAUGUUCAGAUCUUUUCAGAGGGCAGUGAGGCUGUCCGCUUUUGCGGCGAGGAGGAGAAAGAUUACGACGACGCCCCCAAGAACACGGCACUGUACUCAGCAAAGAACACCAUGUCAGUUGUUUUUAGAUCCGACUUCUCCAACGAGGCAGAAUUCCCUGGCUUCCAGGCUAUUUACACCACUGAAGAUAUCAAUGAGUGCUUGAGCACAGUGGAUGGAGAGCCAGUGUGUGAUCAUUAUUGUCACAAUUAUGUUGGUGGCUAUUUCUGCUCUUGCAGAAUGGGAUACCAACUCCAUCCAAACCAGAAAACCUGCAAUGUUCAGUGUGCUGGCCAGUUGCUGACACAGACGUCAGGGGAGUUCACCAGCCCAGACUUUCCAAGCUUCUACCCCAAGCUCAGCCACUGUGACUACACCAUACUCCUGCUCGAGGGCUUCAACCUGACCCUGGAAUUCCAGGAACCUUUUGAUGUGGAGAUGCACCCAGAGGUCCCGUGUCCAUAUGACAUCCUAAAGAUCACAGCAGGUUCACGGGAGUAUGGCCCAUUCUGUGGAACCACGGCUCCUAGUAGGAUAGAGACUAAUAAUCAUGAGGUGCAUGUGAUAUUCAAGACAGACGAUUCAGGAAAAAACAGGGGCUGGAAGAUCAAAUACACCAGUAAAGCUGUGUCAUGCCCAAACCCAGUGAUUCCUGCCCAUGCUCGCAUUGACCCCCAGCAGCCUGAGUACAUCUUCACAAAUACUUUCAGCCUCCGUUGUGAAACUGGUUAUGAAUUAAAACUGGGUACAGAAUAUUUGGAAUCAUACCAAGCAGGUUGCCAAAAAGAUGGCACCUGGAAUGCUGAAAUGCCCAUCUGCACCCUUAUUGACUGUGGAAUUCCUAACGAAAUUCUAAAUGGAGCUGGCACAUACACCCAAACCACCUACAUGUCUGUUGCUAAGUACACAUGUAACGCGCCAUUCUAUACGAUGACAAAUGGAAUGAACGAAAUCUAUACUUGUGACCAUGAUGGUUUCUGGAAAGACUCAUCUGGUGGCAACAAACCUCCUGAGUGUGUACCCAUCUGUGGCAAGCCAACAUAUGUGCCUCUGGAGAGGAUCAUUGGUGGUGAGACAGUACAGAAGACAGAGAUCCCUUGGCAGGUCUUGGUCAUAAUGAGGGGCCGUAUGCAGGGUGGGGCAGCCCUCCUCAGCGACCAAUGGAUCCUGACAGCCGCCCACGUCGUACAGGAUUACGGCGACGUCUCCAGUCUAAACGUGAAGAUGGGCAUGGUGAAACGCAACGACCGAGAGGCGGUGGAAGGCCUACCAGAGAAGGUCUUUAUCCACCCAGACUAUCACCACGGGGUGGACUUCAACAAUGACAUUGCCCUGAUCAAGCUGCAGAAGAGGGUACCUAUCAAUGACAUGGUCAUGCCCGUUUGUCUGCCGGGCAGAGAUAAGCGAUACACCCUGAAGACAGAUGAGAUGGGUAAAGUGUCUGGGUGGGGAGUGUCAAGCUCAGCUCGCAACAGCUUAUACCUCCAAUACACUCACCUACCCGUGGUUGACCAUGGGGUUUGUAAAGCUAAAUAUGAUGCAUUUGAAGAUAAGAAACUAACUGUGACUGAGAACAUGAUAUGCGCCGGCCUACCUGACGGUGGCAGGGAUUCCUGUCAGGGUGACAGUGGAGGAGCUUUUGUUUUUCAGGACAGCCUCACUAGCAGCUGGUUUGUGGGUGGCAUCGUCUCAUGGGGUCACGGUUGUGCUCAGGCCGGCUACUAUGGGGCCUACACCAAAGUUAGCAAUUACCUCUCCUGGAUAGAGGACACCAUGGAUAAGAACAUAUGACAUUUUGUGGUAUAUUUCAUGCAUGUAAUCUGUUAAAAAAGGGAAAGCAAAAUUGAAACAUUGAAACAAGUAUUUUCUAAUUCCCUGUGCUACGCUACCAGGGUUUAUAUACUGCAUGGGAUUAUGGUACUCCAUGAGAACAUGUCAGUGGUUGCUUUACAUGUAAGUGGAUUAAUUCCCAGAACCUGCUGUAGGAAACAAUCAUUCCUGCUAAGAACUUAAGCACAACUAAGAGCCACUUGUUGCUCUUUGAAUGCGUUGAUGUGAACGGGGGUGGGGGUGGGGGUGUUGAUGCAGAGGUGUUGUUUAAAAGUCAAAUGAGCCGCCGCGUGGUCUCUAGACCCCUGAUCCGUGAUGUGCAGUCAUUUACCCCUCAUGCAUAAUGGAACUGAUCUCAGCACCACCAGUGUCUCCUUCUAUCUAAACACCCGUUAAAGGUUUCUCCUCUCUCGUGUAAUUGCCUCUUCACUGUCAUUUUGGACCUGCAGUCUCCCAGUGAUCUCCAACCCUGACUCUCAUGUGUCCCAUCAGAAAUUCUCAUGCCAUGCUCACUCUUGGAAAUAUUUUCACCUUGUCUUCAUAAACAUAUAGUAAUCACA